AUGAUUAGAAACAAUGCCAAAUACUUGAGGGGCACUGGUGAUAUGGCAUUUAUGUCUCAUGUCAGGCGUAAUGUGGCAUUGAAGAAAUCGCAAAAUCCAAAAUUGGUCAUAAGAGAGCAGGCGAGCCAUCAGUUUUCUGUUAUGGAAUACAGUGACAACCUACUCAACCAUUUGAUUCGGUUGGACGAGAAUAACAAGAGUAACGUUUUCAAGCCGAGUUUGCCUAGCUUUAAUUCCCAGCCACAGAUAAACCAUAAGAUGAGGUAUCUUAUUUUCGAUUUCUUGAUGUGUUGUCACACAAGGCUGGGUUUAUGCACUUCAACAUUAUUUCUAUGUUUCAAUCUCCUGGAUAGAUAUACUUCCAGGUACAUAGUUGAGAGUAGUGAUUACCAAUUAUUAGCGUUGACCGCUUUAUGGAUAAGUUCGAAAUAUUGGGAUUCCAAGAAUAGAGCUGCUUCAUUACCUGUUUUGCAAAACUUAUGUUGCAAACAAUACUCAAUUCGUCAAUUCAAGGAAAUGGAACUUCAUCUUUUGAAGGCUUUGAAUUGGUCGUUAUCCCAAAUUGCGACACCUGAUUCCUUUAUUGAUAUUUUACUAUUCCUAAAGGAUAACAAGAAUGUUCAACCUGCAGUUCUUAAAACUGACAACAUAACUGAAUUGAUCAAUAUCAACGAUAUUAAAUCGGGUUCAGUUAUGCUUUGUCAGUUGGCAUCAUUUGAUCUCCAACUAUCGUUCAAUUACACAACUUCACAAAUUGCCCUUGGCGCAAUUACAUUAAUUACAAUCGCACUGAAAUUACAAAAAUUAAAUCAAUGGGAAAACUUUCAAUCUAGUAUUAAGGACGCUAGUCUGAUUAGAAUUUGUAGUGCCUUGUUGGAUUUAGUUUUAAAAUUUGAUUCUUUACCUUCGAGUUUCAAGUUCAAGUAUAUCGAUAAUUCUGAUCCAACAAGUGAAAUGCUACUAGGCUCUCUACAAAACUAUUUCAUUCAAUUGCAACUUGAAGAAUUGUAUCGUUCCCAAGUAUUAAUUUCCGCAAAUUAUGCUACGGGGUCACCAAUGACAUCGGAUCAUCCACCUUACGAAAAAAAUAAUGACACUAAUGAAUCUUCAAUGCGAGCUAGAGAGGAGGUUAGAAGAAACAGGGGAGAACAAAAUUUCGCAUUCACACCUUUUAAUUUAGCAUCGAUUAAAUCUAAUACUCCUUCACCUGCUAUAUCUUCUUCUACAUCGCCAUUUGCAUCGCCAUACAUGGCUCAUGAGUUGUCGUCCGCUGCAACUAAUGUUAAUACUCCUGAUUCUUUACCAACCCCUUCGUCCGAUAAAACAUUAGCCUAUCCAUUAAUGACUUCGACCGCUUCGAACUAUUUUACUUCGUUACCGUUGAAUUCUCCAAGUUUAUCGGUGUUACAGAAUAAGAUGAAACUGGAUGGAAGGAAAAGAUCGUUCAUUUAUGGCAACAGUAGUGCCGUAGGCUCUACCGGAAUUGCACGUACGAAUUCUAUGAUCAAAUCCAAGAGAUGCACGGCAGCCAUAACAUCGGGAGCUACCUCUACUUUUGUUAAGGGUCAUAAGAAGAGGGCUUCAUCGAUUAUGGAUAUUGACUUUUUCGAAGAAGAAGUAGCUAGUAAACGCUAG
Messenger RNA from Zygotorulaspora mrakii, 1635 nucleotides. RefSeq names its product cyclin CLN3 (gene CLN3). Gene Ontology annotation, cellular component: cytoplasm; cyclin-dependent protein kinase holoenzyme complex; nucleus. NCBI's taxonomy places the organism in Eukaryota, Fungi, Ascomycota, Saccharomycetes, Saccharomycetales, Saccharomycetaceae. The record is from RefSeq and is a predicted model, not a curated record. The coding region runs from base 1 to 1635 and encodes 544 amino acids. Gene Ontology annotation, molecular function: cyclin-dependent protein serine/threonine kinase regulator activity. Gene Ontology annotation, biological process: mitotic cell cycle phase transition; regulation of cyclin-dependent protein serine/threonine kinase activity. The transcript has a single exon.